AUGACCUCGGGCUGCCUGCUGGGGCUGUUGCUGAUGACCGCAGCGCUGACCAGGACAGGAGCAGUUCCUGUCCCCUCACCCCUCAGGGCCCUCCCGGGCACAAGGGGCUGCCACCUGGCCCAGUUCAAGUCUCUGUCCCCACAAGAGCUGCAGGCCUUCAAGAGAGCCAAGGACGCCUUUGAAGAGUCACUCUUGCAGAAGGACUGGAACUGCAGCUCGCGCAUCUUCCCCAGGACCCGGGACCUGAGGCAGCUGCAGGUGUGGGAGCGUCCCGUGGCCUUGAAGGCUGAGGUGGCCCUGACCCUGGCCGUCCUGGGGACCAUGGCUAACUCAUCCCUGGGCAGCACCCUGGACCAGCCCCUGCACACCCUGGGCCACAUCCACUCCCAGCUCCAGGCUUGUGUCCCAGCUCAGCCCACAGCAGGCCCCAGGCCCCGGGACCGCCUCCACCACUGGCUGCACCGGCUCCAGGAGGCCCCGAAGAAGGAGUCCCAGGACUGCCUCGAGGCCUCUGUCAUGUUCAACCUCUUCCGCCUCCUCACCCGGGACCUGAAAUGUGUCGCCAGCGGACACCUGUGUGUCUGAGCCUGAGAUCUACCUGCAACCUGUUCCAGCAUCUUACAUGUUAUUUGUGUAUUGAUGCAUCAGAACCAUUUUCUUAAUUUAUUGCCUGCAAGUCACUAUUUUUGUAUUUAUGUGUAUGAAUUCUCAA
This is a messenger RNA of Camelus dromedarius (Arabian camel), 712 nucleotides long. RefSeq names its product interferon lambda-3. Lineage: Eukaryota; Metazoa; Chordata; Mammalia; Artiodactyla; Camelidae. Gene Ontology annotation, biological process: cell surface receptor signaling pathway via JAK-STAT; innate immune response; defense response to virus. Bases 1 to 585 code for a protein of 194 amino acids. The transcript has 5 exons. The record is from RefSeq and is a predicted model, not a curated record. Gene Ontology annotation, molecular function: cytokine activity.